AUGCGCAGUAGACGUGUUGACUGCAAGGAACAAAAAUCAAAAAAGUUUCCAGUGCUAGUGUUCAUUCACGGUGAUUCGUUCGAGUGGAGCUCUGGAAACCCUUACGAUGGAAGGAUGCUGGCUUCUUACGGGAACAUCAUGGUUAUCACUGUCAACUUCCGACUUGGCAUAUUGGGAUUUAUGAAACCGAGUCUAACCGAGCAUGUUUACGGCAACAAUGGCCUCUUAGACCAGUUAGCAGCUUUACAAUGGAUCAAAGAUAAUAUCGAGGAUUUGAAUGGUGAUCCAACCUCCGUUACCCUUAUGGGUCAUAGUACUGGUGCCGCUUGCGUCAGCUUUCUGAUGCUAUCUCCAAUUUCCAAUGGAUUAUUUCACCGCGCCAUAUUGAUGUCCGGGUCGGCAUUGUCAGAUUGGGCGAUGACCAAGGAUCCAACGCCAUACACUUUACAAGUAGCCCAGAGCUUGGGUUGCAAUCCAAACUCUAAGAACAUGAUGGCUUGUUUGCAAAAGAAACCGUUAUCAGAAAUCAAGAAAGUGCAGAUUUUGGCACGAGAGUUUGAGACCCCCUUGGGACCAGUGGUUGCGGGGUCUUUUAUACCAAAUGAACCCGCUAAGACUAUGGAGUCGUUUCCAAAUUUACUGAGCAAGUACCAACUUCUAAGCGGAGUGACAGAAUUAGAAAGAUACCACGAUUUCGGCGUCAUAGAAUUGGAACACGGAGUUUUGGAGAACCAGAGAGAUGACUUCAUAAGAAAAUACGCCAAGAUCAUAUUCGAAGGUGCUGAGGAUGAGACCUUGAAGUCUAUUUUAAAAGAAUAUUCACCAUCAAAGCUGGACCCGCAACGCUGGAACGUAGAGACGAAUCGUGAUGUGAUUCUCAAUAUGUUCAGCGAUGCCCGAACUCUGGCUCCAGUCGUUCGCUUCGCUAACUACCAGUCGCAGGCCAACAGGCAAUCCUACUUCUAUGUCUUUGGACACAACUCCAUCAGCUCAGACUAUGCCGCUCUGAACAAAAGUGUCCAAGGAGAAGAGUUACCGUACGUGUUUGGUGUACCGCUAGGAGUAACAAACACACACUUUAACCCCGACUACACGCAACAGGAAAAACUACUUAGCGAGGUCAUCAUGAGGAUGUGGACAAAUUUUGUCAAAUAUGGGUCUCCAAAUUCUCAGGCUCCAGUCAAGUUUUAUAACAUGGAUCGAAGACAAUGGAGUCUGUAUGACAUUGACUGGCCCGAGUAUGAUGGUACCCGUCAAUCUUACCUGAAGUUCGACAUUCCGCCAGAAGUAGAUACGUCAUAUCGUUCUAAUUACACCAAGUUUUGGAUAGACACGUUGCCAAAUAAAGUGAGCAAGUAUAUAGUGGAUCCGUUGUUUGAAUACACUCCUCCACCUCCAUCGCCGAAACCUAAAAUUAGUCACAGGAACACAGGAAACGCGCCUAGUGAAACCAAACCUACAAGUAAAUACACCAGCUCUUCAGUCAAAGAUCCAAUUCGACGGAUCUGGGCUCCACAAGUAGCGGAAACUCCACACUACUCUUCCUCGGGAAUAUACGGAAAAAUGCGUCCAUAUUCACAACCAGUUAGAAGGCCGGACUCUAAUGUAAUAUACAAGGAGAUUAUGUCCAUUGAGAAGCCAGCCCGUCCCGUACCAUCGGGGCUAAUGGAAAAAACCGUAACACAUUUUACACACACGACUACGUCUAAACCAAUAGUCAACUUGUCAGUAAAAACUUCCAGCGCAACUAUCGCGUUGAUAGUGUCGUUAGCUAUUCUCUUUCUCGCUAUCAACGUCGCAAUUUGUUUUAUAUUUUAUAUCAAAAAACGUAAGCUCAGAUUGCGCGAGCAAACACUCGAGAGCACUCAUCAGCCGCGUGCCGAAAUAGGUGAAGUAGAUGUAAUCGGUCAGAAGAGCUCUAAGGAUGACAAAAGCGCUCUGCAAACUCUGAAAAACGGUUGCAGCGUUAUCAAGUCGAUGAGUUUUAAUAAAAUGAAAAACAAUUCCAAGAAACAUAAAAAGAAAUCGGAAGUCUGUAAAACCCCCAAAUCUGAUGACUCAGGGGGAUUUAGAGAGAGAUUUAAACUAAGACGGCAUUUAUCGACCAGCACUUUAGACGCUCACACUAAAGUGAGGGACUGGAUUGCCAAUGAAAUGAUGCAUCGAUGUUCUCCAGGUAUACUGAGAAAAUCAAACUCAGACUUAAAUGAAAAACACAUGACUGUAGCGAAACCUUUCACGAGAUCAGAAGAACUUCUUUCAGAUACAAAGAAAAGUAAAAAGGAUAACCUUAAAAUCAAUGAAAGUGUAAAUUCUAAGAGUUUAG
This is a messenger RNA of Spodoptera exigua (beet armyworm), 2326 nucleotides long. The record is from the annotation of a GenBank genome assembly. Lineage: Eukaryota; Metazoa; Arthropoda; Insecta; Lepidoptera; Noctuidae.